AUGCGGCUGUCGCGUCUUUUUCGUCAAUCGCCGCUGUCGCUCCCCAGUACCAAACUGAAUCCAUCCCCCGAUCACUAUGCAGUGUGGGGUAAAGCUAUUAUGGCCGAGAAUAACAGGCGCGUUGGUCCUGAACACAUGUUUCGAACGGCCAUCCGUGCUCAACAGCAGUUACAGGGACUUGCGGAUAAGUGGACUCCUGAUGCCAAGGUAUACUGCUGUGGCUCUAUGGUAACAUACGGGCAGAUGGAAUGGGGCAGUGACUUGGAUCUCGCGUGUAUGUUUGACGACCCUUACCCCUCACACGAGGUACAGGCCAAACGAACAGACAAACUUUGGACUGUCAUCAAGCGUUACGUUCCGCAUUACCUUCGCAAUAACCUGCUGGGCCUUACGGAGGCGAGGACACCUGUUGUUAAGCUGCGCUUCGCCAACGACGAGAAGGUUGCGCGGGCCCGCUACACGCCACUUAGCGAAGAGGAGGAUAGGAAGGCCCGCACCGCGCUUCUUGACGUGCGGAAUCAGUGCGUUGGUGAUAACGAUGUGGAGUACAUAGCUGAGAAGAUGGGCCGUGAUAACGUGGAGGGCAUUUGGGUUGACCGUACGACAUAUGGGUGUCGCAUCGCUAUUCAAUGUACAUCUAAGGAGCAGAUGAUCGAGGCCAUCGGGUUCUUUCCUGAUGGUAAGAUAAUGACACGCGGCAUGCGGGAAGAUUAUACACGUGAUGUCCUCGACGUACGCUUCGUGCCGGAAAUGUUCAUGUAUCGGUGGGAUAUUUCCUUUGUUGGAUAUGGUGUAAAGAACAGUUACCUCAUCCGCCACUACCUUCACAAUGGGCCCGUUGCCGCACGUCACACUGCGAUGGCAGUAAAGGCUUGGGGUAAGGCAACGAAUGUCGGUGCCGGUUCCGCUGCAAUGCUUACAUCGUACGCUGUUACUGUGAUGUUCAUUUACUAUUUACUAGUGACGCGGCAGGUGUUGUGGGUGGAUCCAUGGUCGCUGCCACACCCGGCACACCUUCCACGCUACCCUGACUUCUCACCACUGUACGAUUGCGACCCUACGGAGCUGGGGAGGCUUUUACACGGUUUCUUUAUAUUCUACGCACAUCAUUUUGACUACGAGAGGGAAGUUGUGAGCCUGAACCGCAAUCGCCGCAGCUAUAGGUCUGAUAUCGGGUGGAAUUUCCCUCAAAACAAGAAGGGAACGUUUAGCUAUAAUUUCUGUAUCGAGGACCCCUAUGAGGAUGUGGGGACAGGUGGACUCAACCUCGGACGUCACUUGCAUCCUGCAAAGUUUCAGCUUGUGAAACAGGAGUUCCUCCGGGCGGCGCAGUGCAUGGAGCGUUUUCUUCCCACCAAUGCCCCUGAGAAGUCCAUUCUUGGUGUGAAACGUGCUGAUCUACGGCACUUUGAGCGUGACAGAGACCGUGAAUGA
Molecule: messenger RNA, 1434 nt
Organism: Trypanosoma brucei brucei TREU927
Lineage: Eukaryota; Euglenozoa; Kinetoplastea; Trypanosomatida; Trypanosomatidae
Product: RNA editing 3' terminal uridylyl transferase 2
Exons: 1
Coding region: 1-1434 (477 amino acids)
Biological process (GO): RNA 3'-end processing
Molecular function (GO): nucleotidyltransferase activity
Source: RefSeq, a predicted model, not a curated record